Molecule: messenger RNA, 1947 nt
Organism: Gordionus sp. m RMFG-2023
Lineage: Eukaryota; Metazoa; Nematomorpha; Gordioida; Chordodea; Parachordodidae
Product: protein unc-93 homolog A-like
Exons: 4
Coding region: 84-1655 (523 amino acids)
Source: RefSeq, a predicted model, not a curated record
CUUUGUUUAACAACUAACUUGUAUAUUUUUUUUUAGACAAUUUCCUUAUUACCUAAUUUACCUAGAGAGAGAAAAUAAAAAAGAUGAAAAGUUAUAAAAUAAAAUUAUCGUCCCGAACAGCUGCUAGAAUCGCGACCGGCACCACCGAAAAAUCCUUAAAAUGGAAAUCUUACAAGAACCUCGUAGCUCUCGGCAUUUCGUUUUUCCUGCUAUUCUCGGUCUUCCAAGCUCUAUCCACCCUUCAGACAAGCGUAAAUGCUUAUAGAGAACUGGGAUCCACCUCGAUGUGCAUAAUAUACGGAUUUUUCAUCUGUUCUGGUCUAUUUUUACCGAAAUUGCUCAUAUCAUACCUAACUAUCAAAUGGACCAUGGUCUUGUGCAUGUUCAUGUAUACCAGUUUCGUGGCCGUCAAUUUUAAACCGGCCUGGUACACGCUUUUCCCAACGUCGGUUCUAUUGGGACUGGCAGCUGGUCCCCUGUGGAUAUCCCAAUCGGUCUACGUAACUUCUAUGAGCAAGCUGCUUUCCAAGCCCGUUUCAGGAAACGAGGAGAAGAAUGACAAAAAUCGAGUAGAUAUAUCCGUUAUAUCCACGCCGCAGCCGCCUUCCAACUCCGUUGGUACCAUGGUAAAUUGUAAAAAAUUUACGAUGAAAAUUGGCGAAAUAGGAACGCGGACAAUCGAAAAUAGCGAGCAAGCGGGGAAUAUGGCGCCCUUCUUGUUCGGAAUUUUUUUUACGUUUUAUAACACCGGUAUGGUAUUCGGCCAAUUAAUUUCUUCGCUCACGUUAAGGAGCGAUAUCGUAACUAAAUCGCGCGACAACUAUAGUAUCUUUAACCAUUCUAUCAACUGCGGAUCGGCCUUUUGCUUCAAUUACGAAACGGAGGCUUCCAUUUUCAAGCCCUCCUUGGCUAAAAUGUACACCCUAUACGCCGUAUAUACCGCGGUGUCCCUUUCCGCUCUAUUGGUAGUCGCCAUUUUUGUGGAUAAUCUACCGAGAGAAUCUGUUAAAGAUGAGAACGGUAUCGAAAGAGAUAAUUCCGUUUCGACUAUGUGCCUGUCCACCUUAAAUCAGAUGCGGGAUCCUAGGCAACUACUUUUGAUUCCGCUUUCCGUUUACUACGGAUUGCAUCAAGGCUUUAUAUCGGCCGAUUUUUCAAAGGCAUACGUAACAUGUUAUUACGGAGUGGCUUACCUGGGAUUCGUGAUGAUGGUAUACGGAGGGGUCAGCGCUAUAGUUUGUCCCAUUUCGGGUUACCUUACCAAGAAAUUACCCUGUUGGUCACUGUUUUUAAUUGCCGCUAUAACCCAUUCCUGUAUAGUUUACCCGACUUUGACUUUCGCUACCCAAGAUUUUUCUAGCCACUUUUAUCUGAUGUUUAUCGUAGCUGGCUUAUCGGGAUUCUUCUAUGGACUUUGUCAGCCCCAAAUCAGUGGUUUAUACAGUUCGAUAUUUCCAAGAAAUCCCGAGCCGGCAUUCGCCAAUCAUAGAUUAUGGGAAUCUGUUGGAGUGAUAAUAAGUUUUAGUUAUCACGAGGUCUUAUGUAUGAAAUCAAAGCUCAUUUUCUUGACGGCCAUUUUAGCUUUGGCUACCGUCUCUUACAUUGUUUUGGAGACCAGACUCAAAAGGAAAUCCCGAGAUAAUCAGCACAUAUAACCCUGUAUUCACAGCGCAAAUUCGCUGCAAAGUCAAUGAUAUAUAUUGAUACCUAGAUGGACGUUGCAUUCAUAAUAAUGAAUUUAAAAGCAUCGUUGAAUGAAAAUCAACUGGACUCGCCAUUUGCAACCCGUAUAGCAAUUAUUCUCAUUUGAAAACUACUCUUACAUUGAUAACUUGCUUCCUUUAUUAUCUCGACGAUCAGGCAAUUCUUUAGUAAAGUUUGCGUCAGACAUAGGAAUAAAUUGGCCUCUCGUUUAAAAUUUUUAAUAAUGAUAUGGGUAACCAAAAU